This is a messenger RNA of Pyrenophora tritici-repentis Pt-1C-BFP, 213 nucleotides long. Lineage: Eukaryota; Fungi; Ascomycota; Dothideomycetes; Pleosporales; Pleosporaceae. The record is from RefSeq and is a predicted model, not a curated record.
AUGUUUGCAAUCGGGCCUAUUCUACACUCAUCGAUCAUGGCAACCGUCGCCCGCGCUCGCGUCCACAUGCCCUCCAUGUUUGCUCGUUUGCUCACUGGUUGGACAGGCCUGGCUGCCGGCAUCGCUGGUGCAUCUGAUCGACGGGGAUUCCCCUCCUUUCUCACGACGGAACAACAACACCACACGCUCCGAGGAAGCCCGCUGGCAAUCUGA